This is a messenger RNA of Lampris incognitus (smalleye Pacific opah), 2118 nucleotides long. RefSeq names its product tripartite motif-containing protein 16-like. The record is from RefSeq and is a predicted model, not a curated record. The transcript has 11 exons. Gene Ontology annotation, molecular function: zinc ion binding; protein binding. Bases 1 to 2076 code for a protein of 691 amino acids. NCBI's taxonomy places the organism in Eukaryota, Metazoa, Chordata, Actinopteri, Lampriformes, Lampridae.
AUGAGUGGUAAGCUUUGGACAGAGGAGCAGUUCAACUGCCCCGUGUGUCUUGACCUUCCCAAUGACCCGGCAACAAUCCCCUGUGGACACAGCUAUUGCAUGGCUUGCAUCAAGGACUACUGGAGCAAGGAUGAAUCCAAAGGGGUCUACAGCUGCCCGCAGUGCCGGCAGACCUUCUGUCCCAAGCCUUCCUUAUCCCGGAACACAAUGCUGGCUGAAGCUGUGGAGCAGCUCCGGAAAGGAGCUCUCAAAUUGGACUUGCGUGACUCCGUUCGAAGUACCUCCAGUACAGCCCCCUCAUCUCGAUCGAAGGGUUCGAGGCAGCCGCUCUCCUCGGUAGUGCCGUGCAACAUGUGCCAUGGAAAGCAGAGGGUGGCAGUUAAGAGCUGCCUGGUGUGUAUGAGCUCCUACUGUGAAGCCCACCUGAAACCCCACCAAACCCAGCCGGCCCUGAAGCAGCAUGAGCUUAUAGUGCCCACGGGCCAGCUAGCUCAGAAGAUCUGCACCCAGCACAAGUAUCUGCAUGAGUUCUACUGCCGGCAGUGUAAGAUAUUUGUCUGUUGGCUCUGCACCAGCAACGAGCACAAAGGCCACGAGAGUGUCUCCACCAAGGCUGAGCGCAUAGAGAAGCAGAAAGUGCUGUCAGAGAUGCAGACAGACAACCAUGAGAGACUGAAGGAAAGAGAGAAAGAGCUGAAAGAGAUGAAGAAGGUGAUGGAUACUAUGAAGCGCUCAGCAGACCUGGUGCACAGUGAUACGCAGUUGGUGCUCUUGGAGCUUCAGCGCUCGGUGGAACGCCUGCAGGAGCUGGUGGAAGAGAUGCUGGACCAGGCAGGCCAGGAGAAGAUGGCCCAGGCCCAGGAGGUGACUGAAAGCCUGGAGGCCAAGAUCAAAGAGCUGAGGAUGAGGGACAGACAGAUGAAAGAGCUGGCCCGCUGUGAGGAUCACAUCCACUACCUCCAGACGUGUGAAGACAUCUGCUCUCCUCUGGAGACAGAAGACCUUCCUCGUGUGCAGACGAUCCAACAGGCAUCAUAUGAACCAGUGCGAGACGCCAUCCUGGAUCUCAGAGAGCGCAUAGAAGACAUUUGCAACCAAGAGCUCGGCAAAAUCACCAAACAAGUAAAUGACACAACUUGGUUUGUUUUGGGAGACAGCAGUGCAAGUGAAACUAACUCCAGGCCCAGCCCUAGACCUAGUCCCAGAUCAAGCUCUACUGGCAGUCAGAGUUUCAGCCGAAUGGGCUCUAUCAGCAGCAUCUUCCGCUCUCUUCGCCAUGCCACUGCCCAAGCCACACAAGCCACCAACACUCAGUCCAGAGGAGGAAACCCAUGGCUGAUGGACAGUCUUGCUGAGAUACCAACACAAGUUCAGCCCAGUCUCUUCUUGGAUCAGCAAGACUCCCUGCAUAAUCACACAGCAGCUUUCCCAGCACUGAGGGAGAUCAGCAUCGACUGCAUCCAGGCCCCAGAGCCCAGGACCAGAGAUGACUUCCUACAAUACUCCGUGACCUUGACCCUUGACCCUGACACAGCCCACCGACGGCUGGCUGUCUCUGAAGGCAACACGAAGGCCACUCUGCAGGGCGCAGCACAGCCCUACCCCGACACUCCACAGCGCUUCGACGGGUGGACCCAGGUGCUGUGCCAGAGUCCCCUACAGGCCCAGCAUUGUUACUGGGAGGUGGAGUGGAGAGGCAGGGGCUCAUCUGUGGCCGUCACCUACGGGUCUCUGAAGAGGAAGGGCUCAGACGCAAACGCAGGGCUCGGCUACAACGCCCAGUCCUGGAGCCUGGAGCUGUCGGACACCUGCUGCUCGGCCAUGCAUGACAAUGAGAAGAAGGACAUCCCGGUCACCUACACCCCUCGCCUGGGCAUCUUUCUGGAUAUGCCAGCGGGCAUGCUGGCUUUCUACAGCGUGGCAGAGAGCAUGACGCACCUGCACACCUUCCACGCCAACUUCACCCAGCCGCUUUACGCUGCGUUUGGGGUGGGCUGUGGGGUCGGAGUGGGCCUGGACUUCGCCCUCGGCCAGUUCAGUUCAACUUCUGACAGUAUCAAGAUCUGUCCAAUGUGAAGACAGGCUGUGAGACAUGUGCAUAGGUUUCCAUCCACUGGU